AUGGCGCUCACCCGAUUUACCUUGAAGGCCUGGGGUGUCGACUGGGUCCUGGGAGGUUUCUCUGUGUUCGCGACGGUUUCUCGGACUUCGGGAUUCUUGCGGAUCCGUCGGUGGAGCGCUCGUCUCGUCGCGACCGAGAUGGUCGAUGAAUGCAUGCCCACGCACACGUUCGAGGUGAUUCCGGUGGAAGCGAUUGAAUUCCUCGAUCCUUGCCUGCUCUUGCGCUUUUUGGAUCAUCCGAGGAAGAAGCGGAACGGCUUAUUACAAAUCUCGGAUCGUGGUAGUGAGUGUGAUAUGGGACGAAGUGAUGAUGGGAUCCAUGUCAUGUGUUAUGAUGACAUGCCACGCAUCCCUGGUGAUUCUUAUCAUCUUGACAGCGAACUUUUUCUCCCUCCCUUCGGCUUCCACCUUCAUGCCGCCAGUUCCCGUCGGCAUCCCAAGUGUCGUAUGGGGCCCGGGAGAGCCGCGUCGGUGUCCCUCCCAGGGAAUUGGAUUCCAGCCUUUGUGGCACCGCGGGGGGUGCGAGGAUCGCGUCGCAUUCCCGAGGUGGUUCCAGAAUGGGUGGUCUCGGGAUCGCAGGCGAAAAUUCCGUGCAAUCUGACCAGGGCGGAUUCCCCACUCCUCGUCCUCUGGUAUCGGCGACAGGCUCUGCAACCCAUCUACAGGAUCCACUGGAAAAGAGUUAUUGAGGACGUGUCCACGCCUCGACCGGGCAAUCUGAGGACGAUAGCAAAUAAAAUUCCCCGGGACCAGAUCUCAAUUUCUCGGGACGAGUCCGGAAUCCGUGAGCAGGCACCGACGUAG
Molecule: messenger RNA, 804 nt
Organism: Darwinula stevensoni
Lineage: Eukaryota; Metazoa; Arthropoda; Ostracoda; Podocopida; Darwinulidae
Source: the annotation of a GenBank genome assembly